GUGGCGCAUCCUCCCGCCCCUCCGCUCUGUCGCCAUAUCACUUAUCGUUUCAACAUCAACCAUCAGCCGUUCAACCGCCCGGAACAAAUAAAGUCGUGAGCAGCUCGGAGAGGCGCUUGGCGCACGCUUCAGAUUAAAGAGGGUCAUCCAUCGAGUUUUGCGUCUCGUCGGCCGAAGUUGACCGUCACCCCGCGGCUGGCUGCUUGUGACAGUUCAUAUUCUUCGGAAUAGUUUACCCGCACGCCCCGGAGAGAGGGAGAGUUGGGGGGGGGCGGUGUCACACACACACACGAGCUGACUCGUUGUUUUAUCACUGCAGGUUUUUUUUAAAUUUUUUUAUUUUUUUUUAAAAUCUUCUGGACAAGUGGCCGGAGGCGAAGAUGGCCAGGGCUGGAGGUGUUUUGAGGUUGGCCGCCUUCAUCCUCGCGUUCCUGCUUAUCCUCUUCAUGGCUUUUCAGCUGCUGGAGAUAAACAUGGACUUCCAGCUGGGCAGCGUGAUGUCAAGAUCCAUGCCGUCGAACCCAGCCUCAACAAAGCCAUUCAAGCACAAGUGCGGGCUCUCCAAGUCGUGCCCGCCCGGGAGCUUCGCCUUCCGGAUGGCGAGCGGCGCGGCCAGCGUCGUGGGACCCAGAGUCUGCCUGGACGACAAACUAAUAAUGAGCGCCGUGAAGAACAACGUGGGGAGAGGAAUCAACAUCGCUCUGGUCAAUGGGAGAACGGGGGAAGUUAUCAAGACGGAUUUCUUUGACAUGUGGGGAGGAGAGGUGGCUCCCUUCGUCACCUUCCUGAAGGGAAUAGGGGACGGGACGGUGGUGUUGAUGGCCUCCUUCGACGAUGCAGCCACAAAACUCAAUGACGAGGCCAAGAAGCUCAUCGCCGACCUCGGCAGCACCGUCAUCAACAGUUUGGGCUUUCGCGACAGCUGGGUCUUCGUGGGAGGCAAAGGCAUCAAGACCAAGAGUCCGUUCGAGCUGCACAUAAAGAACACCGCGGAAACCAACAAGUUCGAGGGGUGGCCCGACGUGGUGGAGAUGGAGGGCUGCAUCCCGCAGAGGCAGGACUGAACCCCGGCAGCCCCCCGCCCCCGCCGCCACACUGAUGAGCGACUCGCACUUCUUCUUCUUCUUCUUCUUCUUCUUCUUUUCCAGCCCCCCCACCCCUCCACCCCCGCCUCCUGAGAUUGUUCCGCCUUCCAGGACGAAAUCCUUCCAGACGAGGGAGAGAUAAAGGGGGGGGGGGGGUCGGGGGUCGUGAAGCUCGGACGCUUUCUGGAAGCAUGGAUGUAGGAGGAGGUGGACCGAAUCACGUGGACCUUCAUUUGGCUUGUCGGCGCGCUGGCGGCCUUUGUGACUCCACUGACGGCGUUGCGUAAUUGCACUGUUGCCGAUGGAAACGGGUUUCACGGAGGGCCGCGUUUUCCGUUUCCUGUUGUUUGCCUUAAUCGCGUUCUUGGUUUUAGACGGACGCGGAUUUGCGAGGGAGAAUUUUUACUGGGAAAAUGAUAAUUAACAGGGUUCUUUUAAUCAAAUGUACCAAAUUCACUGUGAUAUUUGUAAAUACCCAUUUAGAGAAUAAUCUAAAAGAUCUUAAAUUAAUGGCCGUUAUAACGAUAAUAUUAAUUUUUUAAUGAUAUUGAUAGAGAAAUGUGUGUGUCAGGGGAUUAAAUGUCUUUUUGUUUAGUGUUGUAGGUGGUAGGUGGUUAUUUUCUGUUUAGUCAAAUAAAGUCAAUGCCUCCGGC
Molecule: messenger RNA, 1738 nt
Organism: Pungitius pungitius (ninespine stickleback)
Lineage: Eukaryota; Metazoa; Chordata; Actinopteri; Perciformes; Gasterosteidae
Gene: fam3c
Product: FAM3 metabolism regulating signaling molecule C
Exons: 10
Coding region: 381-1064 (227 amino acids)
Source: RefSeq, a predicted model, not a curated record